AUGUGCGCCGACCCGUCACUGGGAUGGCGCUGGGUAUUCAGACUUUUUGCUGCUUCUUAUGGUUCCUUUGGUUUUCUUCUUCUUGCGGUGUACAGCAAUCCUCCGUUAGAGCAGCAUGGAAGUGGACCAGAUGAAAAGUCAAUAUUCAUUCAGAAACCUCCAUGGUCUUUGCGUUCUAAAGUUUUUGUCCAUGGGAUAUGGGCAGUGGCAAUGUGCUGUAAUGGAUUUGCUUUCUUCUUACCAAUGGUUAUAUUACCAAAACAUCUGACAGACCUUGGUUAUAGAGAAGACGAUGCAGUGCACGUGAUAGCAGUGCUCGGAAUCAUGGGUAUGACUGGUCAGACGUUUGCCUCACUGGUUGGAGACUAUGUGAAGGGAAAUAUUAUGGUGGCGAACCUGGGGGCAGCUUUGGUGCUCACUCCAAAACGUUUGAUAGACCUUGGUUAUAAAGAAGACGACGCAGUGCACGUGAUAGCAGUGUUUGGAAUCAUGGGCAUGACUGGACAGGCAUUUUCAUCUGUGGUUGGAGACAAAGUUAAGGGAAAUAUUAUGGUGGUAAUCCUGACGGUGGCUUCGGUGCUCACUGUGAAUAAUAUUAUUGCAGCGUAUUCGACAUCCUUGACUGCUGUAUAUGUAUAUUGCGCUGCCUCGGGAUUUUUUCUUGGCCUAUACAAUGGGGUGUACUAUGCUGUCAACAAUGAAAUCAUGGACGGAGAAAAUGUGUACACGUUAUUCAUGACAAUGCGUUUCAGCAAAGGUGUCGGAGGAACUGCAGGGCCAUACAUAGCGGGUAUGACUGUAAUGGGGAUUGAAGGUUCGUGGGGGACAACAAUAUUGUGUUUUCAACAGGACGAAGAGUUUCCAGAAUCAUCUUUAGCACUGCUAGGUGUGUCGAUUUUUAAUGCUGUUGAUGCUAAAAUGUGCGCCGCCACGUCACUUGGAUGGCGCUGGGUAUUCAGACUUUUUGCUGCUUCUUAUGGAUCCUUUGGUUUUCUUCUUCUUGGUUUGUACUGCAAUGAUCCGUUAGAACAGCAUGAAGAUGGACCAGAUGAAAAGUUAAUAUUCAUUCAGAAACCGUCAUGGUCUUUGCGUUCUAAAGUUUUUAUCCAUGGGAUAUGGGCAGUGGCAAUGUGCUGUGAAGGAUUUGCUUUCUUCUUACCAAUGGUUAUAAUACCAAGACAUCUGACAGACGUUGGUUAUAAAGAAGACGAUGCAGUGCACGUGAUAGCAGUACUCGGAAUCAUGGGUAUGACUGGACAGACGUUUGGAUCUCUGGUUGGUGACUAUGUAAAAGGAAAUAUUAUGGUGGCGAAUCUGGCGGAGGCUUCGGUGCUCACUGUGAAUAAUAUUAUUGCUGCGUAUUCGACAUCUUUGACAGCUGUUUAUGUAUAUUGCGCUGCCUCGGGAUUUUUUCUUGGCCUAUACAAUGCUGGGCACUAUGCCGCCAACAAUGAAAUCAUGGACGGAGAAAAUGUGAACACAUUAUUCAUGACAAUGCGUUUCACCGGAGGUGUCGGAGGAACUGCAGGGCCAUACAUAGCAGGAUAUAUCCGUGACGUCACAGGCAGCUACUACGCAGUGUUCCUAUCCAUUGUGUCAUGUUAUGGCGUGUUCGUUUUGGCUACGCUUUUGCUAAUAUGCUACAAGAAGUGGAAAGUUUUGAAAAGCCUUGAAGGGAAGAAGAACAUCAAUUCUUUUGACUGAAUUUUUGGAAAUAAACUGUGACAUAUCGUCCAGCAUAAAUUACACGUCUUUUUCAAGGAAAAAAAAAAAA
Lingula anatina is the source of this 1774-nucleotide messenger RNA. RefSeq lists its product as uncharacterized. The record is from RefSeq and is a predicted model, not a curated record. NCBI's taxonomy places the organism in Eukaryota, Metazoa, Brachiopoda, Lingulata, Lingulida, Lingulidae.